Pistacia vera is the source of this 1757-nucleotide messenger RNA. Its product is annotated as tRNA-specific 2-thiouridylase MnmA. The transcript has 10 exons. Gene Ontology annotation, molecular function: sulfurtransferase activity. NCBI's taxonomy places the organism in Eukaryota, Viridiplantae, Streptophyta, Magnoliopsida, Sapindales, Anacardiaceae. Bases 55 to 1677 code for a protein of 540 amino acids. The record is from RefSeq and is a predicted model, not a curated record. Gene Ontology annotation, biological process: tRNA processing.
AGUUGAGUUGAGUUUCAGUUUCACCUUCUCUUAUCCUUGUACUCUUUCUCACAAAUGCUAAAGCUGAGACCCACGUCUUCUCUUCCUCUUUCUCACUUCAAACCCUUCAUCUUUUCUCUAUUUUCUCCAAAAACGAGAACCCUUUUCCCCUCUAAAACCUCAACACUCUUUCUUAAACCCAUUUCAUUCUCUCUUUCAACAUCUGCAGUUUUACCACAAUUACAAACACAACAGAAUAACUCUAAUGUCAGCCUUGAAGCCCACCAUCUCUCUUGCUGUAUGCCCCACCAAAAAGGCCUUAAAAUUGCUGUUCUUGUAAGUGGGGGUGUUGAUAGCAGUGUUGCUCUCAGGCUUCUUCAUGCUGCUGGCCACUCCUGCACUGCGUUUUACCUCAAAAUUUGGUUUCAAGAAGACUUUGAGAACUUUUGGUCAGAAUGCCCUUGGGAAGAAGAUUUGAAGUAUGCAAGAGCUGUUUGUGAUCAGGUUGAUGUACCGUUAGAAGUUGUGCAUUUGACAGAUGAAUAUUGGAAAAAUGUGGUGUCCUACAUUAUUGAAGAAUAUCGAUGUGGCCGAACUCCCAAUCCUGAUGUUCUUUGCAAUACAAGAAUAAAAUUUGGCGCAUUCAUGGAUGCCAUCAACAGUUUGGAAUUUGAUUAUGUUGCUUCUGGGCAUUAUGCAAAUGUUGUCCACUCAGCUGCAGAUCAAAUGGAUGAACUUUCUGUUUUAGAACUAUCAAAAGACAUGGUAAAGGAUCAAACCUACUUCCUUUCACAUCUCUCACAAUCUCAGCUUAAGCAACUUAUCUUCCCACUUGGUUCGAUUCCAAAGGAUGAAGUUCGCAAGCUUGCUACAAGAUUUGAUCUACCUAAUAAAGAUAGAAAGGAUUCACAAGGGAUAUGCUUCCUCGGCAAGAUAAAAUUCAGUGAAUUUGUUGCGAGACAUAUUGGAGAGAUGGAAGGUGUCAUGUUGGAAGCUGAGACGGGAGAUUUCUUGGGGAAACAUCGCGGAUUUUGGUUCUACACUAUCGGUCAACGACAAGGUCUACGUCUCCCUGGAGGACCCUGGUAUGUUGUGGAGAAAGAUGUUAAGAACAACGUAGUGUUUGUGUCAAGAAAUUAUUUCUCAUUUGACAAAAAAAGGCGUUUAUUCCGUGUUGGCUCCUUGAGAUGGUUCAGCGGUUCGCCUCCAGCGGAGAUCAAUCAGCUUCAGUGUAAGGUCAGGCAUGGCCCUGGAUUUUACAAUUGCAGUUUGACAAUAGAACAAAGUGAAGGUGGUCAUGGAGACGUUGCAGUUGUCCAUUUAUCCGAAGAUGAUCAAGGUCUGGCGGCGGGGCAGUUUGCAGCCUUCUACCAGGGAAGAAAAUGCUUAGGCUCUGGUAUAAUUUUAGAGUCCUGGGAUGACCAAGGCUUUCCAGUAUGUGAAAAAGCUCUUGAGAUUGCAAGAAUGGAAGAUAAAUCAACGCUUGGGAAACCAGUUAAGAUUAAGGUGAAACCGGAGACUCCUACGAAGAAGGCGUCCGAUCAUGAAAGUCUCGGAAUUAACGGAAAUGAUUUUGAUGCUCAAAACGUUGUCACUGAGAAACGAAAAGAGGGUUCUGAUUCUGAAGAAGAAUCAAUGGCUAGGUUGCCAAUGAGUUGGCUCCAAAAGCUUAGAGAUAGGUUGCCUAAACUACUGUAGUUUCAAUGGGUUCAGCUUCUUUGAGCUUUAUGAUUUUUGGCACAAUAUUAGUCAACUCUCUCUCUCUCUCUCUCUCUCUC